This is a messenger RNA of Pygocentrus nattereri (red-bellied piranha), 1055 nucleotides long. It is a transcript of the gene glipr1a, whose product is annotated as GLI pathogenesis-related 1a. Lineage: Eukaryota; Metazoa; Chordata; Actinopteri; Characiformes; Serrasalmidae. The record is from RefSeq and is a predicted model, not a curated record. The transcript has 6 exons. Bases 40 to 891 code for a protein of 283 amino acids. Gene Ontology annotation, cellular component: extracellular region.
AGUGGGAGGGGCUCGCUGAGUAGCGAGUAUAGCUCUAAAAUGGAACACACACUCACAAACACCUGCUGUACGAUGGGCAUCUGGAACCGAGCUGUUAUCUGCCUGAUCCUCCUGCUGACCACACCUGCUGUGAUCAGACCGGUCAUUACAGACCAGACGAUACCAGACAUUACAGAUCAAAAUUUCAUUAAUGACUGCGUAGGAGAACACAACCAAGGCAGGUCCAACGUUAACCCACCAGCCAGCAACAUGCGAUACAUGUCAUGGGAUGAAGGGCUGGCAGUCACUGCGAGAGCCUGGGCAAGAAACUGCCUCUUUGUGCACAAUAUUUACCUGAGAGACAGUAGCAAGGUCCACCCAGUCUUCAAAUCUGUUGGGGAGAAUCUUUGGGCUGGGACGUGGUUUAGAGUGAAGGAUGCAAUCCAUGCCUGGGUUAAUGAAUUACAACAUUACACCUAUGAAACGAUGAGCUGCAGCAAAGUCUGUGGCCACUACACACAGGUUGUUUGGGGGAACUCCUAUAAAGUCGGCUGUGCUGUCCAGUUCUGUCCGAAAGGAAUCAAAGAAACAACGUUCUCCCACAAGCCAGGAUACAUUUUUGUGUGUAACUAUGCUACAGCCGGAAACUACAGAGGUCAGAAGCCAUACAUCACAGGAAGCCCUUGCAGCAAUUGUAGUGGAGAAAAGUGUGAAAAUAAACUCUGCCGGAACUCAACUCGUGAUGCACUGAAACGUUAUAACUGGACUCCAAGCUGGGACCCAGCUCUGUCAGAGUGUGGAUCUUUUUGUAAGGCUGUUCUGAUCACCCGGCCUGUUUCUCUGCUCAUCAUCUUUAUCUCUGUUUACUGUAUUCAGCAUUACUACCCAAACCUCUUUGCCUACACUUCCUAAAAAAGGGAAUAUGACAACUUGGUGAAUUUAGGACAUGUGUCUGGAAUAGCAUUCAUGUUAACCAAUCACUGCUAUUUGAUACCCUUACUAUGUACCUUCUACUUGUCCUUCUCCUGAGUAACUCAGAAACUCCCUCCAGAAUAAAUUCCAGUUUAUUUUGUUAA